Molecule: messenger RNA, 645 nt
Organism: Arachis duranensis
Lineage: Eukaryota; Viridiplantae; Streptophyta; Magnoliopsida; Fabales; Fabaceae
Source: RefSeq, a predicted model, not a curated record
CCAGCAAUUUUAUUGAAAAAGAUGAGUUAUUAGAUGAAAUCUCACAUCAAUCUCACACCAUUAGAUCAUCAUUGAUGGCUACCAAUCAUAACAUUUGCUGGCCCCUAACAUGCUCAUCUUACACCAUUAAAAAUACUAUUAAUGACCACUUAAUAAUUACAAAACACCAAAAUGGUUGCCCCUAGCCGUUCCUCACCACUUUAAUAUAGAAAGUUCCCGAAUGGGUCGCACGACAAUAGACAAAAUGAACAAGUAGCUUAUCAAAAUUGUGACUCUCCCUCCAUAAUCCCUCCAUUUUUAACUGCCAUCAACUCCUCUCGCUAAAAUGGCCAUGGCUUCCUUCUCCCAUAUCUCCGCGCGCACUUUCUCUCUUCGUCCUCACACCCAAGCCAACUUCUACCAUUGCGGCCACUCUUCUCUACAGAGCUUCACCAUCGUAACCUACCAUGGGACCUUCAUCCUCUUCAAUUCCAAGCUCAAUCGCUCAUGUGAACCCAUCCUCACGCACACCAAUUUUCUCCAUUCUCCAGCUACCGUCGUUUUCUCAACUGGAAAUGGCGGCGGAGCCCCCGGGAACGGCGGGGGAGGGGGCGGCAGCGGCGGUAGUGGUGAAGAUGAGGAAGAACGGGACAUGAACAGGGAAGA